AUGGAUUCCGUUGAAGAAGAAUUUGUUUGUUCCGUUGACAAAGAAGAUUUAAAUGGUUAUUACAGACUUCAUACAAUUUGGAAGAAAAAUAGUUUUAUUAUAAAUAUUACGUCAAAAAAUGGAGCUUGGAGUGGUGAGUGCAAAGAAAUUUUAACAACACAUAAUGGAUAUCCAAAAAUAAGUUACAUGGUUCAGAAUGGAUGUUUUGUGUGGAAAAAAAUUAUUGAUGAAGAUAGUGGAAUUAAAUUAAAAAUAGGAUCUGUUAAAUUAUUGCCUGCAAAUUUUGAAGAGACUGUUCAAAAAUGUCUAACUGUAGCUCUUAAUUCAAAUGACAAAUUAAAAAAAGAAGUCGGAGAAUUGAAAAAAGAAAAUGAAAAAAAUUUAUCUGAAAACAAAAAAUUGUUUAGUAAAUUAGAUGAGAUCACAAAUGUAAAAAUAAAUAUGGAAACUGACUUGUAUAAAAAAUUUCAGUUAUUGCUUAAUACAAAAAAAGAAAAAAUAGCUUAUCUGGAAAAUAUUAUUAGCCGUGGAAAAAUAGAUGAAAGUUUUAAUCCUUACGAUGUUGAUACUGAAAACGAGGAUGAUCACUAUACAGAUGAUGAUAAUGAUGACAUUAUAAAAAAAACAAUAGAAACAAAUAAGAGUGAUUUUUCAAAAAGUGAUAUAAUUUGUGAAAUAUCUGAAAAUAAUUUGUUUAAAGAAAAAAGUAAAGAAACAGAAGAUUUUAUUAGCAACAAAAAAAUUAAAGAACAUGAAAGUUAUGUAACAAUUGAUAACCCAGACAAUGAAACAACAAAAAUAAAUAAUUCAGAUAUUGAACAAAAUAAAAUAUUAGAUGAAAGUAAUUCUAAUAAAACAUCAGAAAGUAAAAAUUUUCCAUCGACAAAAGAGGAACUUUUAACAUUUUUUUACGGUUCUUAA
Pediculus humanus corporis (human body louse) is the source of this 921-nucleotide messenger RNA. RefSeq lists its product as uncharacterized. Gene Ontology annotation, molecular function: DNA binding. Lineage: Eukaryota; Metazoa; Arthropoda; Insecta; Psocodea; Pediculidae. Gene Ontology annotation, cellular component: nucleus; DNA ligase IV complex; DNA-dependent protein kinase-DNA ligase 4 complex. Gene Ontology annotation, biological process: double-strand break repair via nonhomologous end joining; response to X-ray; DNA recombination. The transcript is spliced from 3 exons. The record is from RefSeq and is a predicted model, not a curated record. Bases 1 to 921 code for a protein of 306 amino acids.